Arvicola amphibius (Eurasian water vole) is the source of this 5433-nucleotide messenger RNA. It is a transcript of the gene Podn, whose product is annotated as podocan. Bases 2689 to 4533 code for a protein of 614 amino acids. NCBI's taxonomy places the organism in Eukaryota, Metazoa, Chordata, Mammalia, Rodentia, Cricetidae. The record is from RefSeq and is a predicted model, not a curated record. The transcript has 13 exons. Gene Ontology annotation, molecular function: protein binding.
CAGGGCUAGUCCUCACCAUGUACCUUGUUGAGAUAGCUUUUGGGGAUUCUCCUGCCUCCACUUCCCAUCUCCUGUUUGGAGCACACUGGGAUUACAGACCCACAUGCUACAGUGUCCGGCUUCUCGGCUUCUGGGGGUCUGAGCCCUGGUCCUCACGCUCGUGUGGCAAGGUAUGUUACCCACUGAGUCGUAUCUCCAACCCUUCAUCCCACCACGUUUUCAGACAGAAUUUCACCAUGUAGCCCAGCUGUCCCAAGCUUGCUGUCCUCCUGCCCCAGCUGCUCAAGUCCUGGGAUUACAGACAUGAUACUGGUCUUAGCAUUUCUGUUGGCCAUCUCUUGGAGUUUAGUCAGGACUGGGUACCAGUUCUGUAAAAACCAGGUAUUGUUUAUUGUCUGCUUACCACGAGUCCAAUGCUGUGCAGGGUCCUUGAUUUCUCUGUUUAACGUAGACAGUUUUUGACAUACAGCGAUUUAUUUUCCUUUGGGCCCAGGUCUUUAUCUGAAACCUGUACUUGACAUCAUGCGCUGUAGCGACCUCAGACCACACAGACGCUGACACGGAGAAGUGCGGCAGAGCUGAAGUGGCACCGGUGGGUUCAGAGGUGCCUCAUCCCUCCUGAAAGCCAAAGGAUUUGCAGCAGGAUCCUCUCCAUUUUCUACCAGAGACAUGAUGCCCCCAGACCUGGCUUCUGUAAUGGAGCCUGUACCUUCAGCAGCACACAGACAUAAAGCGUGUGUGGGCACUGGCUUGGCAGAGCUAAUUGUGGUGGUAGGGGGAAGGGAGUGCAUAGUGUUCCAAGCGCCUGGCCCCUAAAACAGCCUGGCCCUUCCCGGGAUAGUCUACUGUGGGCUCCAUCCCCCACAGUGCCGGGAGGAGGAGCUAUUCAAGGACAGUGCUUGUACUUCAUUAGCCUCAGUGUGUGCUGAUGCUCUUUUCAUGGGUAAUCAGGCCAAUAGCAUCCAGUUCUUUUAGCUCCGCUUGAAUCUAGGCCCUGUCCAGAAAACACGAGAUGCGUCUCUGCUGGGCCCGGUCCAACCCUGUGAAUCAUACCAACAUUCGAGCUUGAGCUCAGAGAGGAUUGGAAUUUGAGGCCAAAGAAGGCAAAAUAUUUCCCUUUCCCAUUCUUGUUAAGUUCUUCGGUGAUGGGUAAUGGAAACAGAUGGUCGUGGGUUCAAAUCCGGGCUCUGGUCUUCCUAUUCACCUACCUGCCUGUUCGCAUCACAGAGGGCUGUUGAGAUGGGCAGAUGGGCCAGAAUCCCCGGCUGAGUGAGAAUGUCAGAUACACAGUCCGGCAAAGGCCGUGCCCUUACUUGUUAGAGAAAUGGUCUCCUUUGCCGUGCUGUGAGGGUUAGAGGCCGUGCCCUUACUUGUUAGAGAAAUGGUCUCCUUUGCCGCGCUGUGAGGAAUAGAGACUAAGGCAUGGAGAUGGGAAUAGGAUGCCGGCAGAGCAAGGGUGAAAGAUCUGGAACCACUUUACCAGAGCCUUGUCUUUGGCGGUUUAGGUGGCCAAGUGGUUCCACAUCUGAUUUGUUAUCCUCAACCCUCUCCGAGAGUCAGGUGAGCCCUGCCUAAAGGCCAGAGCACUUUUGAAAGGUUUGCUUCACAGCCGAGGUUCCAAGUAGCACCCAAACCCAUCCCACCGCCUUCCCACCGUGAAGCCCCUGGCGCCAAACACUGUUGCUUCAGCUGCUUGUACUUAAUGCGCCUCUCCUUGAAACCGUUUUCAAUUCCUGGGAGCAAUAUGGUGCCGGAAGUGCUCCCUCCUCGCCCCCUUGUCUUUCUGUGUUUAGGACCUGUGUGCACGAAGAUUCCCGGCCUAAUUUACCAUCCUUCAAGGUUCACCAAGUUGUUGGCCCAUGGCCAAAGGAAUGAGGGCGAAUGGUGGGGCGGAGAACAAGGAAUUGUGUCGGGAAGGGGUCCAGCAGGGUCUUGGCUGGCGCCGCAUUAGCCACAGCCCAGGACCCCAGGGUGGGAGAGGGAACAGAAAGGCACUUGCGCCUGGAAUGGUUGCAAAAUCCUUCCAGGCAUGAGGAAGAAGCUGAGCGCGGAGGCAGUGGCUGAAGGAGCCUUCGGGCUCUGCUCAGGUGCGGGGGCCUGAGUGGGGAGCGGCCCCACCGCGCAGGCUGGCAGUGGGACGUGGUGCGCGGGAGGCACCCGCCUGGCCCCGGUCCGGGGGGCGUGGUGCGGCGGCCGCCGGGGCGGAGAGGGGCCGGGGCGGCGGCGCGGGCUCCCGGGAAGUGGGGCCUCGCCAAGCCCGGCGCCUUGGGCGCAAGCCCUCCCUUCCUCCCCGCGCCCGGCGGGACCCUGAGCCUGUGUCGGGAGAGGCCAGCGUCCGGCAGAAGCACGCGGGGCGGGGGCCAGGGGAGAGGCGGGGAGAGAGAACCCACAACAAAACUUGGCGUCGCUGCGCGCACGGCGCGACUUGAAUGACAGGAGCCCGCGGCCGCGGAGUGCAGCGGACACCCGGGAGCCUGUUCCGCCCACGGCGCGGGCGCAGCAGCAGGUGCCGGCAGAGGCCAGAGGUAUCAGAACCCCUGGAGCUGGGGUAUAGGUGGUUGUAAGCCGUCCCAGUGAGUGCUGGGCUCAGAUCUUCUGCAAGUGGAGUACUAUUCUUAACAGAUAAGCUUGUGGAUUUUUAUGGAGACCAGCCAAAGGUGAGGGAAGAAAGCCAGCCUGUCCAGCACCAUGGCCAGCAGCAGGGGCCUACCACUCCUGCUGCUGUUGCCCCAGCUGCUCCUGGGCCUUGUCCUGGCUGUGAGGGCUCCUGUGUUUGGCCAAAGUGACCUCCACAGCCUGAGCCCUGAGGAGAAUGAAUUUGUGGAGGAGGGACAGCCUGUGCUAGUCCUGAGCCCCGAGGAGCUGGAGCCAGGCCCAGCCACCAUCGACUGUCCCCGCGACUGUGCCUGCUCCCAGGAAGGUGUUGUAGACUGCGGUGGUAUUGACCUGCGUGAGUUUCCAGGUGACCUGCCCGAGCACACCAACCAUCUGUCCUUGCAGAACAACCAGCUGGAGAAGAUCUACCCUGAGGAGCUGGCUAGGCUGCAGCGUCUGGAGACACUCAACCUUCAGAACAACCGCCUGACUUCCCGAGGGCUCCCAGAGGAAGCAUUUGAGCAUCUGACGAGUCUCAAUUACCUGUACCUGGCCAACAACAAGCUCACCUUGGCACCCCGAUUCCUGCCAAACGCCUUGAUCAGCGUGGACUUUGCUGCCAAUUAUCUCACUAAGAUCUAUGGACUCACCUUUGGCCAAAAGCCAAAUCUGAGGUCUGUGUACCUGCACAAUAACAAGCUAGCAGAUGCCGGGCUUCCGGACAACAUGUUCAACGGCUCCAGCAACGUCGAGAUCCUCAUCCUGUCCAGCAACUUCCUGCGCCACGUGCCCAAACACCUGCCACCCGCCCUGUACAAGUUGCAUCUCAAGAACAAUAAGUUAGAGAAGAUCCCCCCUGGGGCCUUCAGUGAGCUGAGCAACCUACGGGAGCUGUACCUGCAGAACAACUACCUGACGGAUGAAGGCCUGGACAAUGAGACCUUCUGGAAGCUCUCGAGCCUGGAGUACCUGGACCUGUCCAGCAACAACCUGUCACGGGUCCCAGCGGGCCUUCCCCGCAGCCUGGUCCUGCUGCACCUGGAGAAGAACGCCAUCCAGAGCGUCGACGCUGACGUGCUGACUCCCAUCCGCAGCCUUGAGUACCUGCUGCUGCACAGCAACCAGCUGCGGGCCGAGGGCAUCCACCCGCUGGCCUUCCAGGGCCUCAAGCGGCUACACACGGUGCACCUGUACAACAAUGCGCUGGAGCGGGUGCCCAGUGGCCUGCCCCGCCGAGUUCGCACCCUCAUGAUCCUGCACAACCAGAUCACGGGCAUCGGCCGCGAGGACUUCGCCACCACCUACUUCCUGGAAGAGCUCAACCUCAGCUACAACCGCAUCACCAGCCCACAGAUUCACCGGGAUGCCUUCCGGAAGCUGCGCCUGCUGCGCUCCCUUGACCUGUCUGGCAAUCGCCUGCAAACCCUGCCUCCGGGCCUGCCUAGAAAUGUACACGUGCUGAAGGUCAAGCGGAAUGAGUUGGCUGCCCUGGCACGCGGGGCGCUAGCUGGCAUGGCCCAGUUACGGGAACUCUACCUCACAGGCAAUCAACUGCGGAGCAAGGCCCUGGGACCCCGGGCCUGGGUGGACCUUGCUGGUCUGCAGCUGCUGGACAUCGCUGGGAACCAGCUGACAGAGAUCCCCCAGGGGCUGCCCCCGUCCCUUGAGUACCUGUACCUGCAGAAUAACAAGAUCAGUUCUGUUCCCGCCAACGCCUUCGACUCGACCCCCAACCUCAAGGGGAUCUUUCUCAGGUUCAACAAGCUGGCUGUGGGCUCUGUGGUGGAAAGCGCCUUCCGGAGGCUGAAACAUCUGCAGGUCUUAGACAUCGAGGGCAACUUUGAGUUUGGUGACGUUUCCAAGGACCGGGGCCACAUAGAAGAGGAAGAGGAAGAAGAGGAGGAUGAAGAGGAUGAGGAAGAGGAGACGGGAUUGUAACAGAGUGACACAGAUCUGACCCAGGACGAUGGACCACCGGACUCCUUUCUGCAGCCCAGGCCUGUACCCCACGAGCAUCCCCUUCUGACACACCCAACGCUGAGCCCAAGGGGCAUCCGAAUGCCACAGGCUGAACACAAUCUCCUGUCCCACCCCUUCCUGUAAUACGCCACACAAUCAGACACGUGCAGAUACCACACCCCUAGCUUGGCUACAGAUAGCCAGCUGCACAUGACCAUCCAGACUGGCUGUCUUCACAGUCCCACACCAACACACACACACACACACACACACACACACACACACACACACACACUAUACACCCUGACCUCUGUGUCCACACUGGCCUGGUACACUCAGGCAACUGCUCUCUCCCCAAUUUACACACACAGAGUGACCUAUGGCACCGAAAGUUCCUGCUUCUGGCCAGCUCUGGCCGUUAACAGUUGGCCACGUGCCUUGUCCUCUGUUGUCCCUCCCUUGGAGACUGGGGGUUGUCUCCUUGCUCCGUGGCCAGGUGCUUUCUCUCUCUGAGACUCACAAAAGCUGGCUUUUGUUUUGUGCCUUCCCUCGGGGAUGGGAACCUUCGAACUUCUACCAUGGCCUCACCCCUUCCCCAGGUGCUGGGGCAGUCCCACCACAGGGAGCCCCUUUUGGAUGUGCCCUGGCAGGCCACAGGCACUUUCUGAGGACAAUCUCAAGAAGGAGGGGGAGGGAAAGGAGGCAGCUGUGCUUGGUGGGGGUUGGGGGUGGCACAGCUGCGUUGGUCUUCAGUUCUGCAGGGAAGUUCUGGGUACCUUUGGUUUUGUUUAAGGAGAAAAAUAUAUGAAGAUAAAAGUCUCAAAACUGAUUUUUCCUGUUACAGAAAAACUAAUAUAAAGUAUUACCCCUGCCCUUGCA